UGUCACAAUGGGAAUAUGAAAAAACUAAACAUAAAAUGGAAGAAAUCAUUUCAGUUGGUCUAGCAAAACAUCAACUCCAAUCCUUCGGAAAGUUUUUCGAAGAUUACUCUCUUGAAUUAAAUUCAAUAACUAGCAAAUUUAAAAGCCAGAGUAAUGAACGAAAUGAACUUUACUUCACCCAACUUACUAAAUCAUCCAAAAACCCUAUUGUGGUUAAUUUUCAAACUGGAAAGGUGGAGAAUAUAAAUCAAUUUAAAUUGAUAGAUUCUGAUAAUAAAAUUUUCAAUAAAGUGGUGCUUACUUUUCAUAGUCUUUACAAUAAUCUUGAAGAAUUUAAUUUAAAAAGUGAAGAAUUCCAAGCGGAUUUCCUUAGGUUGGAUAUUGAAUUAGAAUCUUGUCAAAAUUCAAAAAUCUAUGAAGACAUUGGUCUAGAACAAAUAGUGGAGCUGGAGAAAAAUAAAUUAGCUUCAAACUCUGAAGAAGUUUUGAUUAAAAUAAGUGAGUCCAUGGAAUUUCUCUGUAAUAUGCAAUUUUUCAUUAAUUCUGGCACGCAAAGCGCUAUUAAUUUGUUACAACAAUUAGUAAAUUUUCAUAGCUUUGAUAAAAACUAUUUCGGGCUUGGAACGCAACAUAAUGAAAUUCUUUCAGUUAUUGAACUUUUUAUGAUUAAUCUAGUUAAAUUUGAUGCAAUUUUACUAAAAUCAAAUUUUCAUUUAUAUUGGGCCCCAUACAAGAAAACUAUUAUUCAAAAAUUUCAACAACAGAAUGAUUCUUGUUCUGAAAGAGAAAAAGUUGGGUUGGUUAGGAUUUUGAACGAGUUAGAGUUGUUCUUAGGAGGUUUUGUAUUUCAGUCGUUUUUAGAAAAUGUGUACGCGAUAAAAGAUAAUAAGAAUAUAAGUCGAUUAUAUUCUCUUACAAAUAAUUUUAAUGAAUAUAUAAAAGAUGCACUACAACAAAUCAAAAAGUAUCCAGCUGAAAUUUGUGAUGAAAGUGAAACUAUAAAAUUGAUAGGAGUUAACAUAUUUAUUGUACUUCAACAUCGAUUUUUUGGUCAAGUUGAACAAAAAAUUUUUAAGCAGCUUUUGCAAAUUAAUUUAAAAUUUAUUGGUGUUAAUUUAAUCAGUAAAUAUAUUUGGUACCCAGAAAAGUUUUUACAAGAACAUGCUGAAACUCUGCUUAGUGGACAUCCAAAGUACAUUCAGGAGCAAAUCCGAACAAGGGAGACAUAUUUGCAAAAAAAAGUCGAGCAAUUACCUAAAAUUGUAAAAAAGUAUUGCAUAGAAACGACAAUGUGGAUAAUGAAAAGCAAAACAUCAAUUUCAAGUGGAUACAAUUUGAAAAUUGGGCAGUUUAAACAAUUGUGUAUCCUUUUUCUUCAAGGUGCGCAGUAUGCUGGACAAAUGAAUCAUAUAUGCAAAUUAGUUUUGAAUUUACAUGAACAGCUUGCCAUACCCAUGAGCAAACAAACCGUUACUUUAUCAUGUAAAUUACUAACUUUGAUAAAAUUAAUUCAAAUCCAGCUUUCUGCAGAUGUUGAACACAUAUCUAAAAUAAUCAAAUCUGUUAUAGAUUGUUUACAGUAUAAGUGCCUUCUAAUUAUUAUUUCAACUAAGAAAAAAUUAUCCGCAAAAACUUUAAGUGAUGAAAUCGUAGAUAUAUUUUCGGCUUUGAAAAUAAUUGAGAAAAGUUUAAAUGGGCCGCCAACAUCUCAAAGAUUGUUUGUUGUUAACUUACUAAUCCAAUCAACCAAUCUGCAAAGCUACAUUUCUGUUGAAGAUUUUGAAAAAUUACAGAAAAGCUUGAGGCGUUUGAAAUUUCUGGGCCGUUUCCAAUCCAAUUUGUCCAAAAUAUGUGACUUAUCGUAUACAGCUUGGAUAAAGGCUCUUUUUGAUAAACGAGUUACAGAGAUUAUUGACGAUGAAACGAUGCCGCAUUUUAUCAAUGUUGUUUGCAACAUUCCCAAUGCCUGCAAAAAAUAUGAAGAUGUAGAUAAUGGAAAUUUAAUUUUUGAAAUUAUGUGCAAACUGUGUGGACAAAUUGAAACAUUCCUUAGAAUUGAGGCACAUUCAGGAUUACAGUUAAAGAGAAUCAAUCCAUUUCAUCAAGACCAAGGCAAUGAUAGUUUAAAUGAGCCAAUAAUUGAAAUAGGAAACUGUUUUGAAGACAAUCGAUCUAUAUUAAAGUUGAAUGUGUUGAAUUUAAACAACGCAUUUAUAAAUUACAAAUAUAAUGUUGAAAAUUAUUUAAGUAAUAUGUUUUAUAACAUUACAACAAUUAAUUUAAACGACUGGAAAGCAUACGAAAUUAUGAGAAAUUUAGCCAAGUAUAAGCUUAACUUAGAACCAAUAAGUGAUUUAUUGCCUAACCAUUCAUUGGAACAAGGGAAAGAUGCAUUAGAAAUAAUGCGAAAUAUCCACAUUUUUGUUACAAAAUAUAAUUACAACAUGAAUAAUCAAUAUUUUGUUGAAAAUUCCAGCAAAAAUAAAUAUUUAAACACGAUAUGUAUCAAACAUGUUGCGAAUUCUCUUCAAACCCAUGGAAGUGGUUUCAUAAAUACAGCAGUAAAUUUUUCUUAUCAAUUCCUGCGUUCCAAAUUUUACACAAUUUCACAGUUUUUAUAUGAUGAGCAAAUUCAUUCUCGUUUAUUAAAAGAACAUCGUUAUGUUGUGGAAUCUAAAUUAGAAAAUUCAAAUGAAGGAAUUCCAUUGCCACGGAACUACAAAGGUUUUACUUCAACAUCCAUUAACGAUAGCAAUUUUAUCUACAAAUACGAACGAGCUGAAGAUUUGAAUAAGGAAAUAAGAGCUUUGGGAAUGACUCCUGAUGGAUUUUAUUAUAUGGAUGUGUUCAGACAACUUAUUACAGAAGUUGGUAAUACAAUGGGAUACAUUCGAUUAAUACGGGGCGGAAAUAUUCAUGCUAAGUAUAUUGAAAGUAUAUACUUGCCAACAACUAAAGAAACUGCUUUUGAAAGUCUCUGUAACGAAUGUGAGACAUCUGAAUUUUUAAAAAAAACUGGUGAAGUACUAGACGAAAAUUUAAGAAAUUAUGCAGAAAAAGACGAAAUGGAUUUUUUCAAACUAUUAUCAAAUGCAUUUAAACCGUUUUUCCGAAGUUCAAGUAAUCAACAUCUAAAAAAGUUUUUCUUAAUUGUGCCAGCAUUGCUAAUCAAUUAUGUAGAUCAUAUAUUGAACGCACGUGAGAAAAUCUCUAAAAGGGAUAACGAUGGUGCUAUUACAUUAUUCAACGAUGGAUUCGCUAUGGGGCUUGUUUGCAUUUUAAAAUUGUUAAACCAAUUCAAUCAAUUCGAAUCUUUGUAUUGGUUCAAAUCAGUUGAAAAUAAAUUUAAAGAUGAACAUCAAAUAAAAAUAAAUGAGAUGCAAACAGAAAUGCGGAAAAAUCAAAAAGACAACAGCCUACUACAAACAUUAGCUCUAGUAGAAAAAAGAAUGAAUGCAAAAUUCCGCGAAUUUUCAUUAUUGCGAGAUAGUAUUUACAGUGCUAAAAUUUUUUAUCAAUAAAAUUUACC
Condylostylus longicornis is the source of this 3529-nucleotide messenger RNA. It is a transcript of the gene SWIP, whose product is annotated as WASH complex subunit 4. The record is from RefSeq and is a predicted model, not a curated record. The coding region runs from base 36 to 3521 and encodes 1161 amino acids. The transcript is spliced from 8 exons. Gene Ontology annotation, biological process: endosomal transport; endosome organization. Gene Ontology annotation, cellular component: WASH complex; endosome. Lineage: Eukaryota; Metazoa; Arthropoda; Insecta; Diptera; Dolichopodidae.